CACUAAAAUAGCCACCACCGUUCAAUUGUUCAUUUCUGUUGAAAGAAUUGCUGUGGAAAUGGAGAAAGUGCAGCAGCAACACUUGUGGAGGGCAGUGAAGUCACGCUUAUCGUACAAGAACGCAACUUUUGUGUUCUGCUCUUUUAACGUAAUCACUACCCUUUUCUUGCUUCAUUCCUUCUUCUAUUCUCCGUCCUCCAAAUUAGCUUCCUCUCAGAGAGCUUUAUUCAGACAUAUAAAGGAAUGUGAAGACAUAAGACGGGCCAUGGUUCCUUUGGAUUUGAUCAAAAGAGUUAGAGAAAUUGGACAGGAGAUGCAUGUUGAGACAGAACAAGUUCAACAGAAAGAAAUAAAGCAGACAGCUGCAGUGGGCUUAAUAUCUAGAUUGAAUAAUUUUCGUUCGAAUUCAGAUGCCGGAAGCACAAAAGCCCUUGAGGAAUGGCGCAAACGGAAGAUGGAGAGAGCCAGGCAGCGCUUGGUGAAGAAUGGAGUGACCGUCUCUUAAUCAUUAGCCUAAACAAAUUUCGAAAUCUUUGAUUACAUUUUGUACUAUACGAUCAUAUAUACACGACAUGAGUGAAUAUUUGAUUAGUUAAAGUGAACAAAAUGAAUCUGUGUUUCUUGCACAUGAUUGGCCACUUUCUCCGUUGCACUUUCAUUUUCUCAGUAGUUUGACAGUAGAGGCUGCUGUUCUUUCUUGGUUGCUCGGGGAAAUAAACUUCUUUUUGUUUUUUUCCUUUUUCUCGGAGGGUGUUUAGUUGAACUUAUGAGCUCCUUUAAAAUCUUUUCAUAUCUUCUUCAAGAGUGAGUGAGCUGUAACAUUUUGUAACUUCAAGUCUGAAUGCAUGUUGUAAGUUUUGAGAAAAUACAACACGCAUGGGAUUUUUUUGGUGCAGCGACUCGAUUUUUAUGCUAAAUCAGUGAUAAACUACUGAUUAAAUCGAGUGAUAAACACUCGAUGAGUGUCGUUUAUCCUAGCAGUUGUAUUUGCUCAACUGAACUAUUCUGAAAAUUUCAAAUGAAUGAGUAAACAUCUUUAGAAAUUUUUUGGCCAUCACACUCAACUCUCCCCUGCGUUGUACAAUUAUGAUCCAUUGGAGUAGAAAUUGAAAUUUAGUUGAUGCUUUCAAGCUCAAUCCUCUAUCUCCACAUCAAUCACAUUGUCUUGAGAAUUUACAUAUCCUUAUUCCAACUCACAAUCCAUUUAGAUGAGUCCAAUUCCUCAAAAGAUAUAUUGGACAAUUUCUUUUAAAGAAGAACUUAUGAUGAGUAAUAUUUAUUAUCAUAAUCAAUCAUC
Molecule: messenger RNA, 1297 nt
Organism: Striga asiatica
Lineage: Eukaryota; Viridiplantae; Streptophyta; Magnoliopsida; Lamiales; Orobanchaceae
Source: the annotation of a GenBank genome assembly